Diabrotica virgifera virgifera (western corn rootworm) is the source of this 4698-nucleotide messenger RNA. RefSeq names its product zinc finger protein 888-like. The transcript is spliced from 4 exons. Gene Ontology annotation, molecular function: DNA-binding transcription activator activity, RNA polymerase II-specific; RNA polymerase II cis-regulatory region sequence-specific DNA binding. Gene Ontology annotation, biological process: regulation of transcription by RNA polymerase II. The coding region runs from base 157 to 2001 and encodes 614 amino acids. NCBI's taxonomy places the organism in Eukaryota, Metazoa, Arthropoda, Insecta, Coleoptera, Chrysomelidae. The record is from RefSeq and is a predicted model, not a curated record. Gene Ontology annotation, cellular component: nucleus.
CGAAAUCUUAGGUUAUGUUCUGUAUUAUGUUUAAUUUUUCAUUACCAUAAAAAUUAUCUCAUAAUCUCAUAUUUUUUGCCAUUGUUUAUAAUAAAAAAUUGGUAGGUUUACAGUUUGUGACAGUUUGUAUUCAACUAUUCAGUUUAUUUGUUAGAUAUGGAAUUUAGCAUUGAAAUUAAGGAAGAGUCUGUUGAAAGUGGUCAAAGACAUGUAGAGGAGCAGCUAUCCACAUCAACUGAUCUUGAGAACUUAAAGAAUGCACCAGAAAGUAACUCAGGUAGGGCUAUCAAAACUGAAAUUAAGGAAGGGUUAAAUGAAGGUGAUCCAAGAUAUGUAGAGAGUCAGGUAUCCACCUCCCUUGAUCAGAGAGACUUGAAGAAUGAACCAAAUGAGUUUAACUUAGAUUGGACAGUAAAAGCUGAAAUUAAAGAAGAAUUUGUGGAAGGUGAUCCAAGAUACAUAGAGAAUCAGCUGACAACCUCCCUUGAUCUUGGAGUCUUCAAGAAUGAAGAUACCUUAGGGUUUACUCAGGAGAACAAACCGAAAAGUAUGGAGACAUUUUUUAAAGAACACGAUACGACUCGACACGCUGAAGGGAAAACCGCAAAUAAUAAUAUUAAAGUUCAGACUAGACAGGGACCUUACAAUUGUGAAAUUUGUUUCAAGAAGUUUUCUCGAACAUCUAAUUUAAAAACACAUUUAAGGGUACACACUGGAGAAAAGUCUUACAAGUGUGAAAUUUGUUUUAAACAAUUUAGUACCGCAGGUCAUGUCAAAAAUCAUUUGAGAACACACAGUGGAGAAAAACCUUACAAGUGUGAAAUUUGUUUUAAGCAAUUUAGUGAAGUAAGUAAUUUAAAAAAACAUUUGCUAGUGCACUCUAGAAAAAAACCUUACAAGUGUGAAAUUUGUUUGAAGAAGUUUUCUGAAAAAUAUAAUUUGAAAAGACAUUUAAUGAUACAUACUGGAGAAAAGCCCCACAAGUGUGAAAUUUGUUUUAAGCGGUUUACUCAUAAAAAUUCUUUGGAUACACACAUAGUAGUAGUUCACACUGGAGAAAAGCCUUACAAGUGUGAAAUUUGUUUUAAACAAUUUAGUACCGCAGGUCAUGUCAAAAAUCAUUUGAAAACACACAGUGGAGAAAAACCUCACAAGUGUGAAAUUUGUUUUAAACAAUUUAGUACCGCAGGUCAUGUCAAAAAUCAUUUGAGAACACACAGUGGAGAAAAACCUCACAAGUGUGAAAUUUGUUUUAAGCAAUUUAGUGAUGCAAGUAAUUUAAAAAAACAUUUGCUAGUGCACGCUGGAAAAAAACCUUACCAGUGUGAAAUUUGUUUCAAGAAGUUUUGUGAAAAAUCUAAGUUGAAAAGACAUUUAAUGGUACACACUGAAGAAAAACCUUUUAGUUGUGAAAUUUGUUUCAAGAAGUUUGCUGAAAAAUCCAAUUUAAAAAGACAUUUAAGAUUACACGCUAAAGAAAAACCUUACAAGUGUGAAAUUUGUUUCAAAAUGUUUUCUGAGAAAUCUAAAUUGAAAAGACAUUUAAUGGUACACACUGGAGAAAAGCCCCACAAGUUUGAAAUUUGUUUUAAGCGGUUUACUCAUAAAAGUUCUUUGGAUGCACACAUAAUAGUAGAUCACACUGGAGAAAAACCUUACAAGUGUGAAAUUUGUUUGAAGCAGUAUACAAGUGCAAGUAAUUUGAGAACACAUUUGAGAGUACACACUGAUGAAAAACCUUACAAGUGCCAAAUGUGUUUUAAGGUGUUUGCUCAGAAAAUUUCUUUGUAUACACACAAAAUAGUUCACGCUAUAGAAAAGCCUUACAAGUGCGAAAUUUGUUCUAAGCAGUUUUCUCAGAAAACUGAUUUGAAAAGGCAUCUGAGAGUGCACACUGGGGAGAAACCUUACAAGUGCGAAAUUUGUUUUAAGCAGUAUUCUACAGCAGGUAAUUUGAAAACACAUUUGAGAGUACAUAAUGAUGACAAACCUUACAAGUGAAGGGUACAGGCAAAGAAAGUGCUAUGUCAAUUUUUUUUUCAGAAAAUGAGUUUCUGGUUCCCUCUGUUAGCCAGCGAUCCCGACUACCAUUCUAUAAAUUAAUCACCGCUAUGAACGUGUUUAGUCAGGAAUAACAACAUAUUUUAAUUGUGUUCAUAACGCAUAUGUCUCAUUGUUACAUAACAUUUCACAGAAAAACUUCCUAAAAUUGGACCUGUGCGAAAACUUAGAAAUAUUUAAAGAGAAGCAAAGAAGUCCUAAUUGUGUCAAUCUCCAUGGGUCAUUUAAUCGAGAUUUCCAACCCCUACACCGUCAACUUUUUUCAUAACCCAUAGCUGCUACAAUUUUCUCCUUUCUUUGCUUCAUCAUUCAUGACUACCAUCUGCAUCUAUUUCAUUCUAAAUUGUCGAUAAGCAACAUCUUACUUUAUCUCUUCAAUACUUCAUUCGUACUUCAUCCUCCCACAUUCUCAUUAUUUCACUUCUGCUUUACUUCUCAAAAAAAAAUUUUCUUCCUACACCCCAUAUACCACCACAUCUCUCAUAAUUGAUUUUCAUUCCAGCCACCCCCUUCUUCUUAGUCGUAUCUCAUAGCUCAUCGAUUAGAUAACUCUCCAAUUAUAACAUAACACACCGCACAUCUUUCAUGGUCCAAUAUCACAACAUACAAUUGUAGAAGCCUUGGAGGUGUCACCAGGGAAAUGUACCAAUAAGUUUUCAAUUUAAAAAUCUUUUAGUAAUAUUUUUAAUAAUUUUCGAUAUUAUUAAUGUUGCUAUUAGGAUUGAAAAACUUUAUCUUUCAAUUGCCAGAUGACGCUAGUCACCUAAUCCAUUCACGUCAGUUGCAGUGUGGGACUAAUGUGUCGAAAAAUUUACUGGAUUAGAGAAAGCAACCUAUGCAUUCUCUGAAGAGCCUCUAGCAAGAGGUGAAAUCGUCGAUAAGAGUGCUGGUUGCGCUCUCUAAUCUAAGUAAAAAUUAAAAUUCCUUCCCUUUUGUCUUCACUGCAGCCUCCAUUUGGCUUGCAAAUUGUAGAAGCCUUGGAGGUGUCAUCAGGGAAAUGUACCAAUAAGUUUUCAAUUUAAAAAUCUUUUAGUAAUAUUUUUAAUAUUUUUCAAUAUUAUUAAUGUUGCUAUUAGGAUUGAAAAACUUUAUCUUUAUAAUUAGUUACAUUUAAAGGGUUUUUACCCAAAACAUUUUGGUGGCUCAGGCAUGCUAUUUUUUGUAAGUACUUCCUCCUGUUUUUUAAACCUUUGUCAGCUUUUUAACUUUUUUCUUAAUUAAUUAGAAUUAGGUUGUACUUAUUUUAGGGCUUUUUUCUUAUUUUUUUCUAAAUUAAUUAGGUUAUACUUAAUUUUAGGGCUUUUAGAAACACUAAUGAUGGAUUUAUUAAUCCGAAAACGUUUUGUUUUAAUGUAACCCUUAUUUAGGGUAUUUUAAAAUAUCCUUUUACAACAAAUCUAGUAUUUUUGUGAUUUAUGGUAUACAUACAGCCAGUUACAGGAAGUUUAUUUUCCUCGUGGAUAUUUUAAUUUCUCUAGUCUGGCAAGCCCGCGCGGUCCCGGCGAAAAAAGUGCUAUGUCAUGUUGUACACAUAGGCUGAAGCUAGCGCUGUAAUUCCAGCAAAUUUGGUAAGUAAAUGAGUUUCCGUCAGUGCAUAACAGUGGCGUGCGGUGACUUUUUCGAAAGGGGAAGCGAUUCAAUAAGGAUAUAAAAAUAUUUUCUUAAGGGUCGAGGGUCGAGCCACUUCCCACCUGAUAACACUCUGAUGCGCAGGGGCUCUAUCAGCAAAGUGCUUAUGUGAGACGUCCUGGGUACAAGGACUCGCACACUAAAUUCUAUGUCAUCAAUGCGUGAUGCACUCUAUUUCCGCUAUUUCUAGUGACUAGUGACCUAUCAUUGAUCUGUAUUGCUAGCUCGGGCCUUGAGUCCUCGCGCCGGGCUUGGUUUCCUAAAGAAGAAUUCUAUUUAAAAAAAAUUAUAUUCCGAGGCAUUUUCCACAACACAACUUUCAAUAAUAUGAAACUUAUUUAUACUUGAGGUCUAUUCUCCUAUCAACUUCUGAUAAUUGUUGAAUGCAGUCUUUUUCAAUGGAUAAUAGGGCUAACUUUCAAAGUCUGUCUUCGCUUGUGGAAUUUCUUUUAAACUCUUAAUUUGAAACUUUUAAUGCAUCUUAAUACUGGAAAACUUCGUUCAACUAAUGCACGUGUGGCUGGGAUAGUUAGUACUAAUUCACACAACUUGACCACUUCACACAGUGACUUGUUUAAACCAGUAGUUAUAAUUAUCACUAAUGUCAGAUGUUUCAUAAACGACACUUAAGUGAGAAUGCAAAGCUGGGAUAUCAAAAAAAUUUCAUUAUUCGUAUAGUGAAAUAAAUUCCUCUGUGGGAAAUUUUGAUGAAUUAUAAUUAGAAAUAUUAAGAUUAUAUAUUAUAAUUCUACAAAUUUUAAAUCGUUAAAAUUUUGGAAGCUUUUUUUUUGUUCUGAUUCUGGCCUUGGUUUAUAACCUUUAGCCACGUAAUUAAAUAUAAAAUUAUUAUUCAUUCAUAAGUACAAAAUUGUCCAGUAUACACUUAUAAAGAAUAAUAAAAAAUAAAGCUUACAAAUAACAAUGUCUACUUACUAUGUUAAUAAAUACAACUAUCCUAAUUUUUUUUUCACUACGGUAGGAACUAAAUCCGAUUCAUCCUCGCGGAGA